Messenger RNA from Cryptococcus wingfieldii CBS 7118, 1506 nucleotides. RefSeq lists its product as hypothetical. The record is from RefSeq and is a predicted model, not a curated record. NCBI's taxonomy places the organism in Eukaryota, Fungi, Basidiomycota, Tremellomycetes, Tremellales, Cryptococcaceae. The transcript is spliced from 8 exons. Gene Ontology annotation, biological process: cAMP catabolic process; cGMP catabolic process; negative regulation of glucose mediated signaling pathway. Gene Ontology annotation, molecular function: 3',5'-cyclic-AMP phosphodiesterase activity; 3',5'-cyclic-GMP phosphodiesterase activity. The coding region runs from base 1 to 1506 and encodes 501 amino acids.
AUGCCGCCAUCCACUCGCUCGAAGCUCAGACAGCCCGUGCUCUCACCAGGUAAACAACAGGCCGAAGAGCGCGCUAGGGGAUCCAACAACAACAAGGGAGACGAGGACCAGCCGACAUUUGAGAUUGUCGUGUUGGGAAGUGGAGGAGGACCUCUAGAGACUGAUUGUGCUGGGUAUUUGGUCAAGCCUUAUGGGAGCAAGUGGGAGGAUGGGGUACUUGGAGUCGAGGGCGGUUCUGGUCUUGGUGCUCUAGCGACGCUACUCUCAACGCGCAAAGCGAAAGACCUCUUCCCCGGCGUUGUGUUCCCCCGCGAAUACAACACCCCUCUGCUGAAAGCAUCCUACAUCUUCUCUUUUCUAUCAUCAUAUGUGAUAACUCACUCACACAUGGACCAUGUCCUCUCCCUCGUCAUGCUCACCGGCUCCUUCCCCUACCUCGCCCCUGAGCCGACCUCUGCUCCUGCCCAGAAAUCUGACCCCUCUCUCCCUUCCCUCCCCGCAUCAUCUCCCAAACCCCCAACAACAGUCUACGGCACAAAAGGCACCCUCAAACGCUUCUCCAUGGCCUACAAAGGCGCUCUCUGGCCUGAACUCGCCGAUUUCGAUCCUAACAGCCAAGAAGCGGACGACCCAGAGCCUAUAUCCGACAUGCUCUGGGACUAUGCUAUAGAAGGAGGGGACAGGCAGAAGAAACGCAAGCUUGAAGAGCUGGCACAGCCGAACAAGUCUUUGUAUGUGGCGGGGGCACCGGUAUUGCCGACGUCUAGGAGAUCAUCUUAUGCGGCGCUGGAUCCUGCUUCAGAGUCUGCUCUGAGCUCUCCUGGGGAUAUUCUCCACCCAUGUUUGACCUUUGCUCCCUUGGCUACUACCAAAAGUGUUGGGUCCAUGGUUCAAAACCUUCCCCUAUCCAUCCGACCGUUUCCCCUGUUGCACGGUGCGACUUCUCAAGGAGAGUUUGAAUCCUCUGCCUUCUUCAUCCGACACGUCCCCCCCGCCCACUCUUUUGCACCACCUCCUCAAAAUUACAACAAAAGCCCCAACUCACAAGAGAAGGAAUUUCUUUUCUUUGGAGACAUGGAGAGCGCUUACCGUAGACCCGGGGAGGAAACGGUAGACAAGGACAGAGCUGUGGAAGCGGGAAAGAUGAACAGGGAUGUAUGGACCGAGGCGGCCAAGUCUUGGGAUGAAGGGCGGUUGUCUGGUGUUUUCCUCGAGUGUUCAUAUGACUCUUCAAGGCCGGCACAGUCCAUGUACGGGCACAUAUCACCUCCAGGGUUGUAUCACGAAUUGAAGACUCUUGCUAGUCUGGUACAAUCGAAAGAUGAAAAGGAACCUCUCCGAGGUCUGAAAGUAUUCGUGAUUCACAUUAAAGAAUCUCUCCUCCCCAACGCCGAGGGCAAGGCGCAGAGAGAGAUUGUCAUGCGCGAGCUGCGCCAGCUGGAAGAGGAAGGUAAGCUGGGUGUGAUUCUUACGGAUCCGAAACGCGGGGAUAGAUUAGUCAUAUAG